CUCCUCCUCGACAGAUCGACAGAUUGAGAGAGUGUGCGUGUGAGGGAGAGAGGCGAAUCGAGAUCGGGAGGCGGGGAAGAUGUUGAUGACGAAGAGCUCGAUGGGGGCCAUGGAAGGGCCCGUGCUUGACGACGUGAUCCACCGGCUGUUGGAAGGCAGGCAGGGCGGCCGCCAGGUCCAGCUCUCGGAGUCGGAGAUCCGCCAGCUCUGCAUCGAAGCCAAGCACGUCUUCCGCGCCCAGCCCAACCUCCUCGAACUCCACGCCCCCAUCAAGAUUUGCGGUGAUAUACAUGGACAAUAUCUUGACCUUCUGAAGUUGUUUGAAAAAGGUGGCUUUCCUCCUCAUUCUACUUAUUUAUUUCUUGGGGAUUAUGUGGAUAGAGGCAAACAAAGCUUGGAGACGAUAUGUUUGCUUCUGGCAUAUAAAGUCAAGUACCCUGAUAAAAUCUUUCUACUGCGUGGAAAUCAUGAAGAUGCAAAAAUAAACCGAGUUUAUGGAUUUUACGACGAAUGUAAAAGGAGAUUCAACGUUCGUCUCUGGAAGACAUUCUGUGAUAGUUUUAAUUAUUUACCAAUGGCAGCAUUAAUUGAUAAAAAGAUAUUGUGUAUGCAUGGGGGCCUUUCACCGGAGUUGAAUAGCUUGGACCAAAUCAGAGAUAUCAAAAGGCCCACUGAAAUACCGGAUUAUGGUCUUCUUUGUGAUUUGCUUUGGUCCGAUCCUGAUCCUAAGAUUCAAGGAUGGGGUGAGAGCGAUCGCGGCGUUUCGGUUACAUUUGGCGCUGAUAAGCUUGCAGAGUUUUUGGACCAGCAUGAGCUUGAUCUCAUAUGCCGCGGUCACCAAGUAGUUGAGGAUGGUUAUGAAUUUUUUGCAAAUCGGCGAUUGGUUACUUUAUUUUCGGCACCAAACUACUGUGGAGAGUUUGAUAAUGCAGGUGCAUUGUUGAGCAUAGACAAAAACCUAUUCUGUUCAUUUGAGAUAUUGAAACCCUAUGAUUUCAUGUCUACUCCAGGCAGCUCCAAUGCAUUAAAAACAGCACCUAAGAAGUCAGAAACAGGCAAAGUUUGACGUGUCUUCAAUCGGUUGUCGAAGUUUAACUCGGCUCCAAGGGGGAGAUCUAAUGGGUGUGGAUCCGCCGGAGCUUGCACUAACUCUGUUGCAGUUCUGGUACUUUGGUAGAGCUUACGACUAAUUUAACUCUCUGUUUUAAAUGAUCAGGAGAGCCAAGCUUGUCUAUCAAGCCGGAAACACCAUGUGUAAACAACACUAAGAGCUUUGUUCAUGUACAGCAAUGUAGGAUACUCAUGUUCUUUUCUUCUCCACCAUGUUAGGUGGCUGCACUUUCUCCUUGUAGCUGCAAGCGAUUCCUUUCGGAUCCUCUCAUUGUGUUGGUUUUCUUUCCUCGACACUCAAAUGCAUAUU
Musa acuminata subsp. malaccensis (wild Malaysian banana) is the source of this 1420-nucleotide messenger RNA. Its product is annotated as serine/threonine-protein phosphatase PP1. Gene Ontology annotation, cellular component: nucleus; cytoplasm. Lineage: Eukaryota; Viridiplantae; Streptophyta; Magnoliopsida; Zingiberales; Musaceae. Gene Ontology annotation, molecular function: protein serine/threonine phosphatase activity. The record is from RefSeq and is a predicted model, not a curated record.